Austrofundulus limnaeus is the source of this 2662-nucleotide messenger RNA. RefSeq names its product Meis homeobox 2a (gene meis2a). Bases 865 to 2064 code for a protein of 399 amino acids. The transcript is spliced from 13 exons. The record is from RefSeq and is a predicted model, not a curated record. Gene Ontology annotation, molecular function: DNA binding. Lineage: Eukaryota; Metazoa; Chordata; Actinopteri; Cyprinodontiformes; Rivulidae. Gene Ontology annotation, biological process: regulation of DNA-templated transcription.
GGGGGAGAGAGAGAAAAAGGAACUGGGUGGGAGUUGUGUUGUUUUAGCUUUUUUUUUUUUUUUCCCUUUACCCCCAGUGUGGAAUCGAAGCCGUCCCUGUUGCCUGUGCAUAUCACAAGCUUUGGUCUCUCCUCUCUUUUCUCUCCGAGCUGCUGUAGGACUGGCUAUGGCCACCACCACUUCCGGGAUCCGUCAUUUCAUUCGYCCACCGCUCAGCGCUGCGAACUGACUCUGUUUCUAUAAGCAAGCUAGCAGCCAACCUGCCAACACUCGCUGACACUCACUCAUCUCAGUCUCGCCCGAUAGACGAAAUACCUACRGGGAGGAAAGAAAGAAAAGGAGAGAUCCGAAUCGCACUUUGUUAAUUUCUACACCAUUUUUUUCUCCUCUUCUUCUUUUUUUACAGUGAUAAUAAAAACAAGAUUGCGAUCUGGAGGCAUUAAAGGAGACGCGGACUUGCGGGAUGAAAACGGACUAAACAAGCUUCGCCCUUCUCCUGAACAUCAUCACCAACCGUCAUUCAUUCAUUACCUUGACAACCUCUGGCUUUGAUUGACAGCUGGAGUGGCAAAAAGCCAUGAGACACGACAGUUUAGUUCCAUGCAGGUUGUUGAUGGGCUGAUUGUAACCUUCACUUUGGCGCAAUUUUCUUCCCUUUUCUUUUUUUUCUUUUCAAGAAGAGGAAAACAAGACGAAUCGGCAAAACUUUCACCCAUGCAACGAUUUCAAGUCAACCAGACUGGCGAAUAGGACGAUUCGCAAAGUUGUUUUGAAACAGGAAUCGUGCCACUAAAUCACUUUCUGAGCCGGGACUGGGAUAUUAAAUAUACGGACCGAUUCGGGAGUUUAUUGGAGCGCAGCCUGAUGGCGCAACGGUACGAUGAGCUGGCCCAUUAUGGCGGGAUGGACGGAGUCCCGGCGUCCAUGUACGGGGACCCGCACGCUCCCCGGCCGCUUCCCCAGGUCCACCACCUGAACCACGGACCGCCGCUGCACGCCAGCCAGCACUACGGAGCCCACGCUCCCCACCCGAACGUCAUGCCCACCAGCAUGGGCUCCGCUGUCAACGACGUUUUAAAACGGGAUAAAGAUCAAAUUUACGGUCACCCUUUAUUCCCUCUGCUCGCGCUGGUUUUUGAGAAAUGCGAGUUGGCGACGUGUACUCCGAGGGAGCCCGGCGUGGCAGGCGGAGACGUCUGCUCCUCAGACUCCUUUAAUGAGGACAUCGCAGUUUUUGCCAAACAGGUCCGAGCAGAAAAGCCUUUAUUUUCAUCAAAUCCAGAGUUGGAUAAUUUGAUGAUACAAGCCAUACAAGUAUUACGGUUUCACCUCUUGGAAUUAGAAAAGGUGCAUGAGCUCUGCGACAACUUUUGCCACCGGUACAUCAGCUGUUUGAAAGGAAAAAUGCCAAUAGAUCUAGUUAUUGAUGAGCGAGAUGGCAGCUCAAAGUCAGACCACGAAGAACUUUCGGGAUCGUCGACCAACCUCGCAGAUCACAACCCAGCUUCCUGGAGAGACCACGAUGACGCCACUUCCACACACUCAGCCGGCACGCCGGGGCCCUCCAGCGGGGGACACGCUUCACAGAGCGGCGACAACAGCAGCGAACAAGGAGAUGGCUUAGACAACAGCGUUGCGUCGCCUGGCACGGGGGAUGACGAUGACCCAGACAAGGACAAGAAGAGGCAGAAAAAGCGCGGCAUUUUCCCCAAGGUGGCCACAAACAUCAUGAGGGCGUGGCUUUUUCAGCAUCUCACGCACCCCUACCCCUCUGAAGAGCAGAAGAAGCAGCUAGCCCAAGACACAGGCCUCACCAUCUUACAAGUAAACAACUGGUUUAUUAACGCCAGGAGAAGAAUAGUACAACCCAUGAUCGAUCAGUCAAAUCGAGCAGGUUUUCUUCUUGAUCCUUCAGUGAGCCAAGGAGCAGCAUACAGUCCAGAGGGCCAGCCAAUGGGCAGCUUCGUGCUGGAUGGUCAGCAACACAUGGGGAUCCGACCAGCUGGGCCUAUGAGUGGAAUGGGGAUGAAUAUGGGUAUGGAUGGACAAUGGCACUACAUGUAACCUCCAUCUUGGAAUGCAAAGAAAAAGGGGGAAGUCUGCCAGUCAUGCCGGGGGAGUUUGUACCUCAGAGCAGUCCAAUGUGAAUGAGCAUGGGCCCACCCACCUUCAUCCACUCUCAUCAGAUGACUUCACACCACUCCCACCACUGACCCGGGCACCCUCUUUACCUUCUGGAUCAUCCCCACGCUCCCCACCAUCAUCACACCAUGCUGAUGCACGGAGGACCCUCGUCGAAMCCAGGAAUGACCACGUCUGCGCAGAGACCCCCCUUUUUUUUUGCUCACUCCCAUUGAUCCCAGUACUGGAGGACAAGGCCUGGUCAUCCAAGCCCAAUAGUAAAGGGAACUUUGCUACAACAACAGCAGCUACUACUACUACACACACACACGCACACAAAAAACAAUUAAGAAAAAAAAUCAGCCCACCAUAAAACCUAUUUUGAGACUAUUUUUAAGAAUUGAAACAAACCUUUUUGACCAGAUUUGACACUACACAAACAGAAUUCCAGAUGAGCUGUGAUUCUUUCUUUUUUUUUUCUUUUUAAAACUUGUUAAUUUUGAUACUUUCAUCCAAACAGAGGACCAAGCUGACAAGAACA